Molecule: messenger RNA, 5142 nt
Organism: Solea solea (common sole)
Lineage: Eukaryota; Metazoa; Chordata; Actinopteri; Pleuronectiformes; Soleidae
Gene: sema3aa
Product: sema domain, immunoglobulin domain (Ig), short basic domain, secreted, (semaphorin) 3Aa
Exons: 17
Coding region: 548-3160 (870 amino acids)
Biological process (GO): negative regulation of axon extension involved in axon guidance; negative chemotaxis; motor neuron axon guidance
Molecular function (GO): neuropilin binding; semaphorin receptor binding; chemorepellent activity
Source: RefSeq, a predicted model, not a curated record
UCUCUCUCGCAGUCUGGUGGAGCCGCACUCAAGGAUUAGAGGGUUGCUGUGAGUGUCUGCUCAGAAGAGAGAGAGAAGAAGAAGCCAGAUAAAAAUAAAAUAGAAAGAAAGAAAGAAAGAAAGAAAAUCUGCUGAAGGGAAAAAAGAAACACCUCUCCAUUGUGGAUAAAGUGAUCUGAUUUACCUUUCAUUUCAUUCCUGCCAGGCUAAAGUUGCUGAGGCUUCACCUGAUCAAACCGAAGGACCAUAACAGAUCCUGGACCUCCACACACGGAGCCAUGUGAGCAGCGACCCAUCCGCCCACUUCACACUCUCCAAGUCCAGCCACCCCAACCUCCUCAAGACCUGCACUCUGAGCCUGGGGAGCACAUCCAGGAUUUUUUCCCCCCCCUCCUGCCUGGGACCCUCCAUCCAGUGUCAGGGACUCUACGGGCUCGGGCGUACACCCCCCCUUCACAGCGGGAGACGCUCAUUUCAGUCGGGGGGGGAAGUGGUCGGGGUGUAAGUGCCCCCUGGUCUGGAGGCCAGCCAGCAGCUCUCCAGCACCAUGGAUUACCUGCUUGGGAUUGUAGUGCUGCUGUGUGGGGCAAUGCAGCUGGGGAGAGGAGCGGAGCCCAAGCACAAUGUACCCAGGCUAAAGCUGUCAUACAAGGAGAUGUUAGAGUCCAGUAACCUCGUCACCUUCAACGGCUUGGCCAACAGCUCAGGCUAUGACACUUUCCUCCUGGACGAGGAGCGGGGGAGACUACUGGUGGGAGCCGAGGACCACAUCUUCUCCUUUGACCUCGUCAACAUCAACAGAGACCACAAACAGAUUGCAUGGCCUGCCACCCCCUCCAAGAGGGAUGAAUGCAAGUGGGCAGGGAAAGACUAUGGGAAGGAGUGUUCUAACUUCGUUCGAGUCCUGCAGCCGUACAACCAGACUCACCUGUACAUCUGCGGCACGGGAGCCUUCCACCCCAUCUGUUCUUAUCUGGAAAUGGGCAAAAGAGCAGAGGACAACAUCUUCCGACUGGCUCCACAUUUCGAGAACGGGCGCGGGAAAAGCCCCUAUGACCCCAGGAUGCUCUCAGCCUCGCUCCUGAUCGAUGGAGAACUGUACUCUGGCACAUCUGCUGAUUUCAUGGGAAGGGACUUUGCAAUUUUCCGUACGCUGGGAGAUCAUCAUCCAAUCAGGACAGAGCAGCAUGAUUCAAGAUGGCUGAAUGACCCCAGGUUUGUCAGCGUUCACUUGAUCCCGGAGAGCGACAACCCCGAGGACGACAAGAUCUUCCUGUUCUUCAAAGAGAACGCCAUCGACGGAGAGCACACCGGGAAGGCGACCAUCGCCAGGAUAGGACAACUGUGUAAGAAUGAUAUGGGAGGCCACAGGAGUCUGGUCAACAAGUGGACCACUUUCCUCAAGGCCCGGUUAAUGUGUUCAGUCCCUGGUGUCAAUGGCAUCGAUACACACUUUGACGAACUGCAGGACGUGUUUCUCAUGAGUUCCAAGGACCCGAAGAACCCCGUCAUCUACGCCGUGUUCACCACAUCCAGUAACAUAUUUAAAGGCUCGGCAGUGUGUAUGUACAACAUGGCGGACGUCAGGAGGGUUUUCCUGGGUCCUUACGCGCACAGGGACGGACCCAACUACCAGUGGGUGCCUUUCCAGGGCCGAGUGCCCUACCCUCGUCCAGGAACUUGUCCCAGUAAGACGUUUGGAGGUUUCGACUCCACGAAGGACCUCCCCGAUGACGUCAUCACUUUCGCCCGGGGUCACCCGGCCAUGUACAACCCGGUGCACCCGAUCGGGGGGCGUCCCAUCAUGGUGAGGACGGACGUGGACUACCAGUUCUCCCAGCUCGUGGUGGACAGAGUGGAGGCGGAGGACGGACAGUACGAUGUCAUGUUUAUCGGCACAGAUGUGGGAACCGUGCUGAAAGUGGUGACGAUCCCCAGAGAGAGCUGGCACGACCUGGAGGAGGUGGUGCUGGAGGAGAUGACCGUCUUCAGGGAGCCAACUCCCAUUACUGCCAUGGAGCUGUCCACCAAGCAGCAACAGCUGUACCUUGGCUCGUCCCUGGGCGUCUCGCAGAUGUCUUUGCACCGUUGCGAGGUCUAUGGGAAAGCGUGCGCCGAGUGCUGUUUGGCCAGAGACCCGUACUGUGCCUGGGACGGCACCGAGUGUUCGAGAUACUUUCCGACCGCCAAGAGGCGCACGAGGCGACAGGACAUCAGAAACGGAGACCCUCUCUCUCAGUGCUCGGACCUGCAGCAUCACGACGACGUGGACGGCGCCGGGGGCAGCGUGGAGGACAGGAGUGUGUUCGGCGUGGAGAACAGCAGCAUGUUCCUCGAGUGCAGCCCCAAGUCUCAGAGAGCGCUCAUCUACUGGCAGCUGCAGAAGCUCAACGACGAUCGCAAGCACGAGAUCAAGCUCGACGAGCGAAUGCUUCGCACAGACCAGGGUUUGCUCAUUCGCAGCCUGACACAGUCGGACACCGGUAUCUACCACUGUCAGGCGGUCGAACACGGCUUCAUUCAGCCCCUGCAGCGCCUCAACCUUCAGGUCAUCCCUGCCCAGAGACUGGGCGACAUCCUUCCAGGACUCCCCGGCGUGGGUGGCGGUGGCGGUGGCGGUGGCGGUGGCGGCGGUGGAGGCGUAGAUCAGACUGCCAAGCACAGGCCGUGGUACAGAGAUUUCCUCUCUCUCCUGGAUCACCCCGACCUAAACAGCGUCGAAGAGUUCUGUGAUCGAGUUUGGAAGAAGGAGCGCAAACAGAAGAAGGCGAAGACGCCCGCAGCCAGUGAUCAGGGGAAAUCUGACAACAAAGGUGGCUCCAGCUCUCCGUUGGGGCCUAAAGCGUUUGGUCCUAAUGCGCAGAAGCAGCAGUCCGGGCCACCACAGAGCAGGCAAUGGCUUCAGGCCGGCGCUCCAACUGUGGAGGGGCCGGCACGGGGCCAGAAUUCCCAGAAAGGUCAGACAAAUCCGGGGACAGCCAGGAACAACCAGAAGUCGCAGAACAGCCAGAAGGGCCAGGGAAGCCAGGCUGGCUCUCAAGCGGCGGGGGCAUCGCGGGCGAGCAGCCAGCACGCGGCCAAGUGGCGGCGGAUGCAGGAAAACAAGAAGGGACGCAACAGGAGAACCCACGAGCUCCAGAGACCACCGCGCAGUGUUUGAACGAGGCGCGCCGGUGAAAGAAGAAGCACACGACAUGCAAACUGAGAUCGACCAACAACACGAGCACAAACCCAUGCAUCCACACAUACCGUACCCACACGAGCACAUUCUGUCGACUGUGUGUGUGUGUGUGCGUGAUUCAGUGACCUCUCCAUAACAACCGCGGCAAGAAACAGUCACACUUUGUAAACGGCAGCAGAGCUCUCAUUCAAAAUAACAGCACAUAACCUUGGACGCGGACAGAGACGAAGAGAGGACGGAGGAACUGGAAGGCGUACUGUAAAUGUGUGAGCAUGCGGUCGGUUGGUUGCCUGGGAUACCGUCUGGCAGACACUUCAACCUCCUGUACAUAAGCGACUAAAAUAGGACUGGGACAAAAAAAAAAAAAAACAAAAGAAAACGUUGACUGAGGUGUUUGUCGGUGAGCAGAUGGACCUAAAUACGCUGAGAGGACAGUUGUGGGGACAUUUAUAGAUGCACACGGGGACGUUCGCGGAGGCGGCGGAGACGACGCCGUCGGUGACCUGAGCAUGUGAACUUGCAAGUUAGCGUUUCAACGGAAAUAGAUAAACAGAACUCUUUUAUUUUUUGGGGGCGAAGACAAAAAGGAAACCUUUCCGUCGAAGUCUGUGUGGCCAACAGGAAUCAUUCGAAUAUAAACAUGCAAAAAAACAAACAAACACUGCAAGCGUGGAGAAAAGUGCUUCGUCACAACCCUCUUCCAUCCGAGGCUGGGAAAGCAUUGUGCAUGUUGUUGUCAAUCAAUGUUUUAAUAAGCUAGUUAUUUUAUGGAGUUCAAGGGGCUUUUUUUUUUUUUUUCCUUUUAUAUUUUCUUUCCUUUCCAAACCAGUGGUUCUAUUUCUUUUUUUUCCUUUUUUUUUUGGCAGAAAUGACAAAGCAACACAGUAGUCUCAUUGUGCAUUAUCCCCCUCUGCCGGAUUCUGUGUGAGGGAUUAUGUCGUUGCUUUUUCUAGGGAUUUAUUUCGAAUUUUCCGGCAUAAAAAAAAAAGAAGAAAAAAGGGUCUGGAAAUAGACGGCCACUUGUUUUCUUUGUGUACAUAUAUACAACAAAAUUUAAACUCUCUGUGUAUAUACAGUACAUAUACAGUACAAGAAACACCACUUUUAUUAUUUAUUGCUCAUUGUUUUGUGAAAGGGUUGCAUUUAUUUUUGAUAUUAUGGUCAUUUUCGGGCUCAUCGAUACAUCGGAGAAUCUACGGCAACGGCGACUUACACGGAAUCUUUGAUGGACCAAGUGACUGAGAUAGUAACGAGGAGUCCCUUUUUGGGGAUUUUUUUUUUUUUAAAGUGAAUUAAGUAAUAAGCACAAUUUUUGUCUCUCUUUUUUUUUUUUUUUCGUUGUAUUUACGUCCUCGCUUUCUCCCCCAAAACCCAACCAACGACGUGUGUUUUCACUCAUCGAGCAGCCAUCAUUAUGUGUAAGAUAAUUCCCCCCGAAAGACUGAGAAAACUUAGCUGUGAAAUCUCUGUAAGAAAUAGUGGAGAAAAAUGUAGUCGGAGGAGGAGGAGACACGUUAUUACUGCAUGUGAAUGCUACCUUACAGUAAGUGCAUCUUUUAAAAAAAAAACAACAAAAAAAAAUCGUCUCGUUUUCGUGUGAGAGGUCAAGCAACUUUUUUAACACCACAGUGAUAUCUGCAAAUUUCACGAUACCGUGGCCAAAGCUCCUCAAUCUCCGAUUCAACGACAGUUAAACCCCCCCCACCACCUCCGCCUGUCUUCCUUGUCCCCCUUUAAACACAUGACAAGAGUGAAGUGUCGAUGCAAUAAAAUCCACGGCAGUUUUUCAGUUUUUUCUUGUACCAACACACAAAAAAAAGCUCUGGUGUGUCAAUAAUUCAACUUCUCUCCCUCCGAGUUAGAAGAGCUCCGAGAGCUGAACGUUACCACUGCUGUAACACACAGUUCUUUCUGGCAUGCAUUCAGUUGUCUAAAUAAACAUCUCCGUUACAAAAAGAAAA